AUGGGCUUAAGCAAUACCAAGCCCACCAAUGAUGCUAAGGUGGUGAUGAAAUUCUUACAUAAGCAUGUGUUUACUCGCUUUGGUACACCAAGAGCUCUUAUUAGUGAUGAAGGUACCCACUUUGUCAUCAAAAUUUUGGUUGCCCUCCUAGCCAUAUAUAGCGUGAAACACAAUAUUGCUAUAGCCUACCACCCUCAAAAAAAUGGUCAAGCAGAGAUAUCCAAUAGAGAAAUCAAGAGAAUUCUAGAAAAAAUGGUGAAUCCUAGUAGAAAAUAUUGGUUUCAUAGAUUGGAUGAUGCUUUUUGGGCCAAUAGAAUGUCUUUCAAAACCUUUUUGGGAAUUUCACAUUAUCGUUUGGUUUUUGGGAAAACUUUCCAUUUUCCCGUUGAGUUAGAGCAUAGGGCAUAUUGGGCCACUAAGAAGUUGAAUAUGGAUCUCCAAUCUACUGGAGAUGCUCGUAAAUUGCAAUUGAACGAGCUAGAGGAGAUGAGGUUGUUCUCCUAUGAAAAUGCUAAGCUUUAUAAGGAGAAAAACAUGAGGUGGCAUGACAAGAAGAUUCAAUCUCACGUCUUUGAAAAGGGGCAGCAAGUUUUGCUCUUUAACUCGCGUUUGAAGUUGUUUUCUAGAAAAUUGAAGUCCCUUUGGUCAGGCUCAUUCACUGCAGUGAAAGUUUAUCCCUUUGGAGCAGCUGACGUGCGAAAAGAUCAAUCUGGAAGGGAGUUUAAGGUGAAUGGGCAGUGCUUGAAACAUUAUUGGGGAGCGGUUCAAAGGCGAGAAAUUGGUGUUUUGGAAAUAAUUCUUGGGUUUGAUGGUUUUGCGGACUUUUUGCGUAAGCAAACGGGGAGCAAAAAUGGGUCUCAUUUCUGA
Messenger RNA from Humulus lupulus (European hop), 867 nucleotides. RefSeq lists its product as uncharacterized. NCBI's taxonomy places the organism in Eukaryota, Viridiplantae, Streptophyta, Magnoliopsida, Rosales, Cannabaceae. Gene Ontology annotation, biological process: DNA integration. Gene Ontology annotation, molecular function: nucleic acid binding. The transcript has 2 exons. The record is from RefSeq and is a predicted model, not a curated record. The coding region runs from base 1 to 867 and encodes 288 amino acids.